AGUUUCCCAAGAUCGUUACCGAUCAUUCCACGAUUCUGGUUUGGUAUAUAAGAGCCGGGACUCAGAUAUCCCAUUUCUAGCAGAAACGCAUCUACAGAACGUUAUCGCAAUGUCUGUCGCUUCAGCUUCUCAAGGUCCUAUGCUGGUGGGACACAUGUUAAACAUCCUCCUCAUGGGCGUCGUGCUGGUUCAGGUGUACAUAUACAUGAUGACAUAUCAAAAACGUGACAAACUUUGGUUAAAGGCGUUUGUUUUUUUUCUGCUGAUAGUCAAUUUAUUGAAUACGGUUACGCAAUUCAUCUACAUCUACACUGCACUUAUCGUCCACUUCAUGGAUCCAGCAUAUUUGGCCAAAGUCACGGCGGUCUUUGCCAUUUCUGGGGCUUUGACAGGUGUGAUAUCCGGUUCUGUACAGCUGUUCUUUGCCUGGAGAGUGAAGAUCUUGACCUCGAACAUAUGGUUGGUAGCCAUGGUUUGCGCGACUGCAUUGGCUGGUACCACUGGAUCCAUUGGUAGCACGAUUGAAGCCAUGAAGAUUGGCACCUUCCUUCGAUUUCAAGAUAUUAAGGCUUGGGUUAUUCUCUGGCUCGUGGCCACGUGCGCCGCAGACAUUUUAAUAACUGUCAUUCUUGUUUGGCAUCUGUACAGUCACAAGACAGGAUUCCGGGGUUCCGAUGAAUUAGUCGAUAAAAUCAUUCGGUCAACUGUACAAACGGGCUUAAUCACGACAUGUUGCGCCCUAAUUGAUUUACUCACUUACCUUCUGGACCCCACAGGACUCCAUCUAGUGUUCAACUUCCCACUCCCAAAGCUGUAUACCAACACCCUUCUGAGCAGCCUCAACUCCAGAGGCGGCUGGUCGUACGAUUCUAGUGCAGAGUCGCAUUCCCAUACUACCGGCGGCAUUGUAUCUGGAGGUGCCCCCAGGUCAAAACAGGGCGUGCGCUUGGAUACCGCCACACAUCCUGAAGUCUUUGUUACUGUUGAGCACCACGAGAUGGAGGAUGUCUCCUUGCGGAAACCUGACCUCCAUUCUGUCGAUAGAGACAUCAAAGUAGAUCCUUCCUUUGAUGGAUCUCACUCUUGGGAACAGAUCGGCCGAAAAGUUUGACAUACUAAUACUAUUGUAUGAAUGUCGAGCCCCAAGUACACGCUCAUAGUAGUGUUAGUAAAGCACAGGUUAGAUCAUGUUAAUGUAUAGCCAUGAUUGCUUCGCACUGAGCUCCUAAGUACUAUCAUAUCCAUGUCAAACUGACAUGUAGGACUA
Messenger RNA from Desarmillaria tabescens, 1267 nucleotides. RefSeq lists its product as uncharacterized. The record is from RefSeq and is a predicted model, not a curated record. Lineage: Eukaryota; Fungi; Basidiomycota; Agaricomycetes; Agaricales; Physalacriaceae. Bases 110 to 1111 code for a protein of 333 amino acids. The transcript is spliced from 15 exons.